CCGAACUGAUAAUAAAUACGGUGUUUAAUGAAUUUGAGUUUUAACUCUGCACUCGCUUGACUGUUUGAAACCAAUCUAUAAUUUUAUUAAUUUUAUUACGUUUUUAGACAUAAUGUUUGGAAGCGUUGUGAAACUCGACUGGCAAAGUACUGCAGAGGGUGAAACUAUUAUGCAACAUUUUUACAACCCACAAACAAACGGUAGAAAAUUUUUCGGUCUGUUGGAACGACCAAUACUGCCAAACAUUGAAGAAGUAUCAUACAAAUUGUUUUUUGUCGGCAAAAGUGGAGCAGGAAAGUCAUCCACAAUUGCUAGACUUGCAGGGAUAGUUAACUUUGAUGACGAAUAUGUAGAAACCCGAGGUAUACGCAAGAGUAAUAUUUAUUGGCCUGUCAAAGUAUGGGACAGAAUUAUACUAUUCAGGCUCCAAUGUUGGGAUGCUGGUGAUAGAGACAUUAAAAAGUUUGGACACAUAUUGCCAGUGUGCAAAGAAGAAGCAGAUGCUAUUGUGUUUGUAUUUUCAUUCACCGACCCUAGUGGAUUAUCUACUAUUUCAACAAAUCUGCCCACAUACAUGAAUGACAAAAGUAAACCAGCUCCAAUUGUUAUUGGUACCAAAUAUUGUUCGGGUGAUUUUACAGCUAAAAUUACAAUUGAUGACAUAAAAGAAUUUGAAAAAACACAAAAAAUCACCAUAUUAAAAAUAAAUAAAACUGAUACCAGUUACGAUUUAAAAGAAAAUGAACUUACAGCUUAUUUUUUAAAUGUUAUUUGUGAACAAUUAUGGAUUAGAGAUCAAAACUACAUAUUAAACCAGGAAAUGGGAUCUUCUCAGAUUAUAUAAGCUACAAGUUAUUAAUGUUAUGAUGAUAGAACGUUAAGAAUUGAUUUUACAUGCACCCAUAAAAUAGGUGUCAUGUACUAUAAAUUCUAAAUUUAUUAGACAUUUCUUGGAGAAAGUGGGGAUGAAUACACUACUAUCAAAUGAGUAUUAUAUGCCUUCUCCUACCACUUCUUUGGUCCAUUUGUUAAAGUCAAGUUUAACUAUGGUGAAAAAGGUUGUAGGCAUUUGAUGGAGCUUAGAUUUCAGAUUCAUUCUUAUAUUUAUUAUUUUAACUUCAACUUCUUCUAAUAUUUUUUUGAAAAC
Sipha flava (yellow sugarcane aphid) is the source of this 1147-nucleotide messenger RNA. RefSeq names its product REM2- and Rab-like small GTPase 1. The record is from RefSeq and is a predicted model, not a curated record. Gene Ontology annotation, molecular function: GTPase activity; GTP binding. NCBI's taxonomy places the organism in Eukaryota, Metazoa, Arthropoda, Insecta, Hemiptera, Aphididae. Bases 113 to 844 code for a protein of 243 amino acids. The transcript has 5 exons.